Messenger RNA from Gekko japonicus, 564 nucleotides. RefSeq names its product mitochondrial ribosomal protein L49 (gene MRPL49). The coding region runs from base 12 to 545 and encodes 177 amino acids. The transcript has 4 exons. Gene Ontology annotation, biological process: translation. Gene Ontology annotation, molecular function: structural constituent of ribosome. The record is from RefSeq and is a predicted model, not a curated record. Gene Ontology annotation, cellular component: ribosome; mitochondrial large ribosomal subunit. NCBI's taxonomy places the organism in Eukaryota, Metazoa, Chordata, Lepidosauria, Squamata, Gekkonidae.
GAGGGGGAAAGAUGGCGGCCCUGGCGGUAGCGAGAGUUGGGCUGCGGAGGGCACGGGUGCUGGACGUACGAAUGCAACGGCUGCUGUCUUUAGGAGCGGCCUAUCUGAGCCAGGAGUCAGCUGAACCCAACCCUACAGGCCUAAAAUAUCCAGGGAUUGUUGAAUCUAUUGAAGAAUAUAGAUUUGUGGAGAGGCUUAUACCUCCCUCCAGAGUACCUGAACCGCCCAAACAUGACACAUACCCCACCCCAUCUGGGUGGAGGCCUCCACAAGAUCCCCCUCCUGCCCUUCCUUAUUUUGUACGGCGGUCCCGCAUGCACAACAUUCCUGUUUACAGAGAAACCACCCACGGCUGCAGAAAGAUGACACUUAUCAGGAAGGUUGAAGGUGAUAUUUGGGCCCUUGAGAAGGAAGUGAAGGAAUUCCUCACAGAGCUUUCUGGAAGGACACCAGCCACCCAAGUCAAUGAAGUUGCCUGUUUCAUUCGCAUCAAGGGUUAUUUUGACGAGGAACUGAAGGAGUGGCUGAUGGACAAAGGUUUUUAAAUAAAACAGACUUGGCAAA